AUGGACGUCGCCCGUACGUCCAUGAUGCAUGCGGCUGCCCCCCAUUUUCUGUGGCCGUUUGCGGUUCGGUACGCGGCGCAUCAGAUCAACUUUCACCCCAGGGUCUCCAUGCCGGAGACCUCCCCAGCCUUGCUGUGGACGGGGAAGGUUGGCGAUGCGUCUGCGUUCCGUGUCUGGGGAUCUCGGGCGUUUGUCCGCGACUUGUCUGCGGACAAGCUGUCCCCUCGUGCUGCUCCUUGCGUCUUCCUUGGCUUCCCCCCUGACGCGCCAGGGUGGCAGUUCUACCACCCCACCUCUCGCCGUGUUCUGUCCUCCCAGGACGUCACGUUUGACGAGUCGGUCCCCUACUACCGCCUCUUCCCCUACCGCACUCCGUCCCUCCCCCCGCCACCGCUCUUCCUUGUACCAGGUCCCCCCCCGGUAGACCCCCUCCCCCCUCAGGGUCCUGCCCUUUCAGGUGUGUCCCAGGUAGACGCAGUCGAGCCUGUCGAGGUUACUGGUGACUCUGGUGCUGCUGAGGGUGCUGAGCCAGGGGGUGCUGACUCUGGGGGUGCUGAGCGUGUGGGUGCUACGCCUGGGGGUGCUGAGCCUGAGGGUGCUACUACUGGGGGUCCUGAGCCUGGGGGUGCUGAGCCUGGGGGUGCUACUACUGGGGGUGCUGAGCCUGGGGGUGCUGAGCCUGGGGGUGCUACGCCUGGGGGUGCUGAGCCUGGGGGUGCCACGCCUGGAGGUGCUGAGCUUGGGGGUGCGGAGCCUGAGGGAGCUGGGCCUGCUCGUGUGGCGUCUGGCGGUGCUGAGCCUGGAGGUUCUCCGGGUGCUUCGUCUCGGCGGGAGCCACUCUCUCCACAGGAGCUGCGCGAGUGGUUUGCCCGGCGCUGGAGGCGUGCUGCUGGCGCUGGAGGUUCGUCGGCUGCUGAGGGUGCUGGUGCCGCGGGUCCCGGAGGUGCUCGUACUGGGAGUACUGGAGCUGCUGGGCCUGCGGGUACGACUGGAGCUGGAGCUGCUGAGGGUGUUGGCGCUGAGGCUACUGCUGUCGGUCCUGGAGGCGGUCCUGCUGGGGGUGCUAAUGGUGCUGCUGGAGGUACUGGAGCUGGAGGUGCUGCUGGCGCUGGUGCUGCCGCUGGGGGUACUGGUGCUGUCCCUGCUGUGUCUGGAGUCGCCGCGCGGCCUAGGCCGUACUUCGUUCCGCUCCUUCAGCAGGUUCUUGGUCUCCCGUCUUCUACUGGUCCUCCUCCUCCCUUAGAGUGUCCACAGCCUCUCCCGUCACAGUUACAGUUACAGCCGGCCUCCCCACUGCCCGCUCCUUCUCCCUACACUGGUCCUACUGGAGGUCUUGCUGAGCGUCGUGAGCCUGCGUCUCGCCCUGCGUCGCCUGUCCGUGCUGCUCGUACUAGUGGUCGUGGUUCGCGUCAGCGUCCUCCUCCUGUCCCUGGCACGCACCGGAUGUCUCUGCGUCCGUCCACUGCUCCUCUGCGUGCCCCUUUGCCUUCUCCUCCUGAGUCCUCUCUUCCUGCUCUUCCUGACCCGGAGUCGGACUCUCUUCGUGCUGCCAGUCCUACUGUCACGCGUCUCCUUGCUACUGUUGUCACAGACCCUUCCUUUGGGUCCACUGCUGCGUCUGCCCUAGUUACUGAGCUCGUCGACUUUGCUGCUCGCUGUCGUCUAGACUACGCUGCUAGUCUUGUUGCUGAGUCUGAGUCUGUCUGUCCUCCGUCCGUCGGGGGUGAGUGUGCCCUUGGCACGGACGUCCUUGAGGACAGGCAGGAGGAGUUCCAGUGUUUGGCUGCUGCUUCACCUCAUCUCGUGUCCGUACUGCUUACCCCUGAGGGAGACCUGGAUGCACUUGACAUCCCGACUCCGCGCUCUUACGCGGAGGCGAUAGAGGGUCCCUACUCCUCUCAGUGGCAGGCAGCUAUGGACGCAGAGAUGGCUUCCUGGAAGUCCACAGGCACCUACGUUGACGAGGUUCCCCCGCCUGGGGCGAACAUCGUCAGUGGCAUGUGGAUUUUCAGGGUGAAGCGGCCGCCGGGUUCUCCGCCUGUCUUCAAGGCGCGUUACGUGGCUCGUGGCUUCAGUCAGCGGCAGGGAGUUGACUACUUUCAGACCUUCUCUCCCACCCCGAAGAUGACCACUCUUCGGGUACUGCUGCACAUAGCUGCUCACCGCGACUACGAGCUGCACUCUCUUGACUUCAGCACUGCUUUCUUGCAGGGCAGCCUGCACGAGGAGAUCUGGCUACGUCGCCCACCUGGCUUCACUGGGUCCUUUCCUCCUGGCACCCAGUGGAGCCUCCGGCGGCCAGUCUACGGUCUCCGCCAGGCACCACGUGAGUGGCACGACACACUGAGGACUACACUUGCGGCUCUUGGGUUUGCUCCCUCUACUGCCGACCCGUCGCUGUUUCUGCGCACCGACACUUCUUUGCCGCCGUUCUACAUCCUCGUGUACGUCGACGACUUGGUCUUCGCCACAGCUGACACUGCUGGACUCGCCCACGUGAAGUCCGAGCUGCAGAAGAGACACACGUGCACAGACCUGGGUGAACUGCGUAGCUACCUUGGCUUGCAGAUCACCCGGGACAGAGCACGCCGCACCAUUACCCUGACUCAGUCACACAUGGUGCAGCAGGUCCUUCAGCGCUUCGGCUUCACGUACUCCUCGCCUCAGGCCACUCCUCUGUCUACUCGCCACUCGCUCUCAGCUCUGCCUUCGGAUGAGUCCGUAGAGUCGAGUGGCCCGUACCCAGAGCUUGUUGGCUGCCUCAUACCGGAGCACAUGGCUGCAGCGAAGAGGGUGUUGCGCUACUUGUGUAGUACGUCGGGCAUGGGGCUUGUGCUUGGAGGGCAGAGUCCAGUGGUCCUCACUGGGCACGCAGACGCUUCUUGGGCUGACGACCAGGCUACGCAGCGGUCGUCACAGGGUUACACCUUCAGCCUUGGUUCCGGCUCUGUUUCGUGGCGGGCUACCCGCUCGUCUUCUGUUCUCGGCUCCAGUUGUGAGGCUGAGAUCUACGCCGGGGCCAUGGCUGCACAGGAGCUUUGCUGGCUCACCUACCUGCUGACUGACCUCGGAGAGCCGCCUCGUUCUCCUCCAGUACUGUACGUAGACAACAAGGCCAUGCUGGCCUUGUGUCGAGAGCAGAGACUGGAGCACAGAACGAAGCACAUUGCUCUCCGCUACUUCCUUGCUCGUGAGCUACAGCAGCGUGGUCAGCUGCGGCUUGCGUACGUGGCCUCUGAGGCCAACACUGCUGAUAUCUUCACCAAGGCACUUGCGCCUUGUGAUCAUCAGCGCUUCUGUACUCAGCUGGGUCUUGUGCCUACCUUGCCUCACUUGCUCACCCCUUGA
Closterium sp. Naga37s-1 is the source of this 3348-nucleotide messenger RNA. NCBI's taxonomy places the organism in Eukaryota, Viridiplantae, Streptophyta, Zygnematophyceae, Desmidiales, Closteriaceae. The record is from the annotation of a GenBank genome assembly.